Sorghum bicolor (sorghum) is the source of this 4074-nucleotide messenger RNA. RefSeq names its product protein SMG7. Gene Ontology annotation, biological process: nuclear-transcribed mRNA catabolic process, nonsense-mediated decay. Lineage: Eukaryota; Viridiplantae; Streptophyta; Magnoliopsida; Poales; Poaceae. Gene Ontology annotation, cellular component: telomerase holoenzyme complex. Gene Ontology annotation, molecular function: protein binding; telomeric repeat DNA binding; telomerase RNA binding. The coding region runs from base 212 to 3352 and encodes 1046 amino acids. The record is from RefSeq and is a predicted model, not a curated record. The transcript is spliced from 8 exons.
UCAUGCGUCAGAGCCCCCAGCCGCCUCGCCCUCGCCGAGGGAUUGGACAUUGGAGUACAACCGCAACACGGCGACGCGACGACACACAGACAAGGAAGUCGCAUCCUCCUCUUUCCGUCGCUCUGCAAUCGCCCCAAAUUCCCCUCUUCCCCUCGCUCGCGUCACGAGAGCAAGCAGCGCGCAGGUGCUGAAACCGGUGAGCGGUUGAUGGAUGAUGACUGUUCCCAUGGAUAGUGCUAGCGUAGCCCCAUCCUCGGUACGGGACCUUGCCGAGCGUCUCCUUAUUAGGAAUAAUGAACUCGAAGAUCAGCUCCGCAAGUCCGCACAAUCCAAAGUCCCAUCAGAUCCCAACAUAUGGCUUCAGAUGCGUGACAACUUUGAGAAGAUAAUUCUCUUAGAUCAUGACCUCUCUGAACAGAAAGAGGUAGAAUAUCUCCUGUGGCAGUUGCACUACAAAAGAAUUGAAGACUUCAGGAGGAACAUUAGUGCUGCAAGCUCAGUUGCAUCUAGUGGGAAGAGCAAUGCUAACCCAGAUCGAGUCAAGAGAAUCAAAUCAGCCUUCAAAAGCUUCCUUUCAGAAGCAACUGGCUUCUAUCAUGACUUGAUGUUAAAGAUCAAAUCAAAUUGGGGCCUUCCACUCAGUUACUUUCCAGAGGGCCUUGACAAUGCGAACAACUCUGUGCGAGAUGACAAGAAAACAGUUCAGUUGAAGAAAGGUUUGAUUUCAUGCCAUCGGUGUCUGAUAUAUUUGGGAGAUCUUGCUCGUUACAAGAGCUUGCAUGGUGAUGGUGAUUCGGCUAGUCGUGAAUAUGCAGCUGCUUCUAGUUACUACAAAGAGGCAGCUUCUAUCUAUCCUUCCAGUGGCAACCCUCAUCAUCAGCUUGCUAUACUAGCUUCUUACUCAGGCAACGAGGUGGUAGCUGUUUAUAGGUACUUCCGAAGCUUAGCUGCAGAUACUCCUUUUACCACUGCACGGGACAACUUGAUUAUUCUUUUUGAGAAGAAUCGCCAAAUAUAUGGACAGCUCCCAGACAGCAACAAAGUUCCCAGUGCUAAGACAUUACUCCCACGUCCAUCUGGGAGGGGCCGAGGACGGGGAGAAGUAAGGUUUCAGCCAAAAGAUGUUAAUGCUGAAACAGCUGAAAGGGAACGGGAGUGCAAUAUUCGUGAUACAUUGAAGGCCUUCUAUAUACGAUUUGUCAGGCUCAAUGGAAUUCUUUUCACGAGGACCAGUUUGGAAACAUUUGGGGAGCUGUUUUCUUCAGUUAGCAAUGAUUUGCAGAUUCUCCUUUCUUCUGGUCUUGAGGACGAGCUUAAUUUUGGUUGUGAUGCUGCAGAAAAUGCAUUAGCUGCUGUUAGGCUUACUGUCAUCCUUAUAUUCACAGUACACAAUGUAAAGAAGGAACCUGAUAGCCAGUCGUAUGCUGAAAUUGUGCAACACAGAGUACUGCUCCAAAGUGCGUUUACGGCUGCUUUUGAUUUUGUUGGACGAAUUCUCAGAAGGUGUUCAGAGCUCCGUGAUAUCACAUCAAGCUUCUAUCUGCCAGCCAUUCUGGUGUACAUUGAAUGGCUGGCAUCCCAUCCGGAGUUGGCUGUUGAUUCAGAGAUGGAGGAAAAGCAUGCAAAUGCCAGAUCUUUCUUCUGGAACCAAUGUAUCUCAUUUAUGAAUAAGCUGAUCCUUACCAACCUUGCAUCUAUGGACGAUGAUGAUGAUGAGGCUUGCUUUUCUAAUAUGAGCAUUUAUGAGGAAGGUGAAACUGGUAACAGGCUUGCCCUUUGGGAAGAUCUCGAAUUGAGAGGUUUUUUGCCCUUAGUUCCUGCACAUACCAUUUUGGAUUUCUCAAGCAAACACACUUUUGAAAAUGUUGGAAGCACCAAGGAGAAGAAAGCACGGGUUCAACGAAUUUUUGCUGCAGGGAAGUCACUGCUGAACUUUGUUCAGAUCGAUCAGUUGAGGAUAUAUUUUGAUCCAUCUUCCAAGAAAUUUGUCAUGGCCAAGAACCCUCCUGUGUCUAAGGCUAACAACCCUCUUAAUGAGUCUCCUGAUGCACUUAAAACAAAUGGCGCUGACAUGGAUCAUGAGGCUGCUAGAACAUUUGACUCAGUUUCCUCUAAUAUGGGCACACUGCAGUCUAAUGUGCAGUUUGGUCCUGAUAGUGACGAUGAUGAAGAAAUUGUUUUCAAGCCUAUAGCUUCUGAAAAGUUUCUGAAAGCUCCUUCAGACCUGUUGGUUAAUGGAUAUACCUAUCCUCUACCAAUGUCUGCUGCUGGCUGGCCAACCAAUGCUAGUUUAGUGUCUGUUCAGAGCACUGCAUCAAUGUCUCUGACUGGUUGGCCACCCAAUGGUGGGUCACAUUCUUUUCUAAGUACUGCAUCUCUGUCAGCUGCUGGUAAUUACAACAUUAACCAGUCGCUUCCCAGCUCUUCUGUUGGUUGGGCUGUCAAUGGUGAGCAAAAUGUUAUUCCUAGCAUUGCUCCAAGAUUUGAACUCAUGCAGCCUGUUGAGGAGCCUGCUUCCAGCUGGACAAGCAGUGGUGCACAGCAUGUUGUUCCUCAGCACAUAGGUUUAACUUUCCAAGAUGUUGUCUCUGAACCACGUGUAUCUGCAUCAAUGGUUCAAUGUUUUAAUAGCCCUGACUAUUCAAAAUUUCUCAGUGAACAAGAAAUGCUGUUAAUGAAUGGACUGAAGACUGUCAACAUAACUCGAAAUGGCUAUCUAGAGCAGAGGUUGCAGGCUGGAUUGAGUGGUGUACAGUCUAUUGGGUAUUCGUCUACUGAGCCUGCUGGUACCACUAAAAACUCGAUGCAUAAUCAUGUGAACAUUACUGGAGAGACUGUCCCCUCUACACUUGAUUCAGUUGUACCUUCAAUAGCACCAUCAGGUGGCAUGCCAAUGAAAUUCACAGAAGCACCACUAACUGCUUCAAAGAAGAACCCUGUUAGUCGUCCAUCAAAGCCUGUUGGGCCGCCUCCAGGAUUUAAUCAUGUAACCCCGAAGCGUCAAGAUGAUUCUAUUCUGGUUGAAAAACUACAGAGCCCACAGGUCGAUGAUUACAGCUGGCUAGAUGGCUAUCAGCCAUCGAUUGAUGAUGUUAACAAUUUAAGAGCUGUUUAUCCUGGUGUCAGUGAUACUAUCACUUCAUUUGCCACUCCAUUCCCCUUCCCUGGGAAACAACAGAUCUCUGAGAUACAUGCACAAGGGGCCAAUGAGAAGACAUGGCAAGAUUUCCACCUUUUUGAGCCUUCAAAGCAGAAUAUGUUCCAAAAUUACCACCAAAGAAAUCAGCAAAGUGGUCAAAUAGCUGAACAAGAGCCAGCAAAUUCUAUCUGGUCUAGCAGUUACCAUGUGUGAUUAAGUAACUUGUACCAGGAUGAUUGCUGGAGUUGCUGGGGACUAUUGGAUUAAGUGGCACAGCCUGACCUAUUGAGCUUGGCCCAUACCUGCAGCACUCCCGUAGUAUUAAAUUUCUUUUGAGAAUGGUGAUCUUUGAAGCAUGACAACGGCUGCUGUUAGGUUUGGUACGUGGCACAGCCUCUGGGAGUGCCACCAUCUUCUGGGCUAAAGUGUGAGUGGAAGAUGAUUGAUCUGUCGGCAGUUUGAUGGGGAUGAAUUAUGAGGUCUUUAAUGCUGACACAAAGGGUUAAUGAAACAAACUCGAAUCCAGUGAUUGUAGGCACACUGCACGGACCAUAUGAUUCAUCUCUCAUUGGACAUAUAGCUACCACAAAAAUGGGGUGAGUGGAUAGUUGCUGCCGCAACUAGAAGGCCAAUUCAGUUUGGAUGUCAGUUGUCAGUUCGGCUAUGCCAUCUAAGAAUAAAAGUUUGAGGACCAACGAGCAUGUUGCCAAGUCAUUUCUCAAGUAUAAAUUACUGCCUCUAGUUAUCUUGAUACUUCCCUUCUGGAAACAGUGUCGGUUGCUGUUGCACUUGUGGCUGUUGCGCUGUUGCAAGUCACGAUUAAAUUCUUGGAACAGUUUGUCAUGGUUUGUUUGGCUCCUAUAUGUUAUUAAUCUGGAACUGUAUGAACUAUGGACCAACCCUCAGUGUUACAUACAACGUCUGGUUUGACUGAA